Messenger RNA from Scleropages formosus (Asian bonytongue), 2319 nucleotides. RefSeq names its product programmed cell death 7 (gene pdcd7). NCBI's taxonomy places the organism in Eukaryota, Metazoa, Chordata, Actinopteri, Osteoglossiformes, Osteoglossidae. Bases 169 to 2070 code for a protein of 633 amino acids. The record is from RefSeq and is a predicted model, not a curated record. Gene Ontology annotation, cellular component: U12-type spliceosomal complex. The transcript is spliced from 5 exons.
UGAUACUACGGCAGUCGGCUUCGCCGUGUGCGACUAUACGAUACCGAGGUGCUUCGAUAUGCCUUUUGGUUUUCGUCUUCCGCUGUUUUUAAAACGCAGGUCGUGAAACCUUUAUGACGUGUGUAAAAUGGUAUUAUUGUGCUGAUACGGCGAGGCCAGAAGAAGAAUAUGGAAAAACAAACAUUUCGAGCGUUCUCGGGAGGUCAGACACAGCAGUCAUGCAGCAGGAGGAGUCCCCCGCCGCAUCCCGGGGGCUCGUUUGAUUUGAGAAGAAGUGUGUUUCCGAACGAGUUCCAAAACCCAGCGGUAGCCGGGGGGUACUGGGCAGGUCCGGGUGUCUUCCAGCAGCAGGCACCGCCGCCGGCGCAGCAGAUGACCAACAUGAUGAUCAUGCAAAGAGCGGAUCGUGUUCAGACAGAAUCAUCAUCAUGGAGCUCUUUAAGUUUUACAGCGUCGGCGGAUGCUCACCAUGGCGGAGCGGACACGCCGGGCUACAGAGCACCUUUUCCUCCCUAUCAGCACGGUUUUCCCUUUCGGCCUCCUAGUAGUGCGGCGUCCACCAUGCGGGACGUGUUCGAUCCGAGUCGACCGCCGCUGCCGCUGCCGCCGCCGCUUCCUUUCCGGUCGGAGCCGAGUCCGGGACACGGGGGGCACGGUGAUGCCGCCCAGAGGCUCCCGGAUCCGGCUUCCCGUGUUCAGUACACGACACCGGAGAGGCUGGCCGAUCCAGCGCAGCAAGGGCGCGGUGGGCCACGGGCACAGGUGGGGGGGCAUGAUUCUUUCAGCAGGGAUUUUAAUGAGAACUCUGGAGCACAUUUGAGCCAGUUUGGGUUUGGUGCUCAUGGCUACGCUCACACCUUCAGAGAAAGGAGUGCGGGGGACAGGUAUGGCCCACCUGAGGUGGAAGCACCCCGGGAGCGAUGGCACCCGGACCACCAGGAGAACCCAGGCUGGCAGGACGAUGGACACCCGAAGGACGUGCGGCCUCCGCAUACGGAUGCUGAAACGGCGCAGAGACGCCUAGACCGACAGUGGCUUUCCCAGUUUAUGCUGGACGGAAAACUAGGGGAGAGAGCGACUUCAAAGCACCCGGAUGGCGAUCCCUCCGUGUCCAUCAGCCGAGUGAGGGAAACGCUGUACGGCGCUGAUCGCUUGGUGUCACAGUUGUCCCUCGUGUGCCAGGCUUUGAAACAAAACACGGAGAACGAAAGCUUUUGGACGGACUCCUAUGCCAAGGCUACGGAGAUGAGGGAUGAGCUGCAACGCAAAUUAAGCAUCUUCGGUGACCCUUCUUUCAUAGACGUUUGCAAGAAGAAAGCGGCCUCACUACGCAAGAAGAGAGCCAGGAUUCGGCGCAGGAGAAAUGAGCUGGCUCAAGAAAGAAAGGAAAAGGAAGCGAGAGUUCUCGAGAAAGAGGCCUUCAUAGACAAGUGGCGGAUGAAGCGCAUUCACGAAGCUGAGGAAAAGAAACGGGAGCUGGAGUUGAGGGAGGCGGCAGACAGCGUUCUGUCUGAAGUGAGGAAAAAGCAAGCAGAUGCCAAGAGGAUGCUAGACAUUUUGCGUUCCCUGGAGAAGCUUCGCAAACUACGAAAAGAGGCAGCAGCCAGGAAAGGUGUUUACCCUGAGAAGGAAGCCGAUGAGACUUUUGAUAGUCAAGUGGACAGGCUGCGGAAGCUGAUUCAGAAGCGCACCGCCCUGUAUGCUGCAGAGGAGAAGGCUCUCAGAGUCAUGCUUGAAGGAGAACAGGAGCAGGAACGCAAAAGAGAGCUUGAGAAAAGGCAGAGGAAGGAGAGGGAAAAGCAGCUGCAGAAAAAGCGGGAGGUGGAGGCCAUGCUCUUUGGAGAUGAAAUGCCUCCAGAUCACCCACUACAGCCCUUCAGACAGUAUUACUGUCAGGCAGAGCUCUCUUUACACACUCUCAUUCAAGCAAGGAGAGAGUGGGAUCAAUACCUCGUCCCUGCAGAUCACCCUGAUGGCAGCUGCAUUCCCGAAGGCUGGGUUCUCCCUGAGGCCCCUUCAGAUGACACCUGGGGCACCGCCCUUGACAAGCAGGACCAUCUCACAGACUGACUGUCUGUGUCAUUUUCAGCCAGGACUGUGCAGCCUGUGUGCUGUGAAUGGCAACUGUAAAUGGUGUGUUAUACUCAGUCCUUACUGACCCAGUAGACGUUUCAGAAUGGUGAAGAAGACAGAAACCAAAGAAGAGAAGGAUGUCAUUGGCUUACCCCGAGACUCAAAUGUGGGCCUUAAAUUAUAUGCACUGUUUGAUUAUACAAAAAUUUGUCACUAUGAAAGCUGUAAGAAUGUCCUUGUAUUUUU